GGAGAAUUAAUUGCUGAACGUCUGCAGUCCACCAAAAAUCCCAAUAUAUAAAAAGUAGCUCCCAGAGAGAUGGAGAGGGAGCAUAUGUUUGCCUGUGUGUAUAGGUUAAUGCAUGUUUGAAUAUGCUGUAUGUGUGUGUGCACGCUGGAAACGGAGGAAGAGAAGGAAUGCACACAGAUCCCAACCAAUCUAUCUUUGGUUGGUGCCAGUAACCACCUCCCUCGUUUCUCAACCCUUAAAUGCAAAUAUUUCAUUUCAUUUAAAAGUUCCCUGUCAUGCUUUGCCUCGGUUCCCUUAAGAGAGGUCAGAAAUCAUCCUGGUGCUGGGUGUCGCUGGCUGUUGGCAGGUGCGCAGGCAGGACGGCGUGUUGGUGGCGGUGAUGUGGCACAGCGGGCAGCCAAUAGCGCACCCACAGCACACGAACAGAGCCUUUGCCGGGAGCUAGUUCUCCCUGGGGGCACUGCAAAGCUCCUCUUCGUCUCUGGGUCAGUCCUCGUCUCGACCACUUCAGCAGAGCUCUCCAAAGGUCGGGUCGUGCUGCAAUAGCUCCUAAAGUUUUAGAAAGACUCGAGCUUAAUCAGCCAGACACACUUCAGCAGCUCUGUGCAUUACAUAGGCAGUUAACAUCCUGCUCUCUGCGUUUCACUCUGGGAAUUACUGAAAUGCUGAAUAAUGGAGAAGACCACAACACUGGUCUCCCUAUGGAAGCAGCCGUUUCAAUCUGGUACUGAGAUCUCAUGGAGAACCUGAGGAGGGGGAUGGCUCUUCAAAUCCAUGAAGCCUGGAUACUUCUGUUUGUAAUCCCUGCUUUGGUCACUCCAGCUGCCAUCACUCAUGAAGACUACCCUGCCGAUGAAGGGGAUCAAACCUCCAGUAAUGACAAUCUGAUCUUUGAUGACUACCGAGGGAAGGGCUGUGUGGAUGACAGUGGCUUUGUAUACAAACUAGGAGAACGUUUUUUUCCAGGACAUUCCAACUGUCCUUGUGUCUGUACUGAGGAUGGACCUGUCUGUGAUCAACCAGAAUGCCCUAAAAUCCACCCAAAGUGUACAAAAGUGGAACACAAUGGAUGCUGUCCAGAAUGCAAAGAAGUGAAAAACUUCUGUGAAUAUCAUGGGAAAAAUUACAAAAUCUUGGAGGAAUUUAAGCCCUCGCCAUGCGAAUGGUGUCGCUGCGAGCCCAGCAAUGAAGUUCACUGUGUUGUAGCAGACUGCGCAGUUCCUGAAUGUGUCAACCCAGUCUAUGAACCAGAACAGUGUUGUCCUGUCUGCAAAAAUGGUCCUAACUGCUUUGCAGGCACCACGAUAAUUCCCGCUGGCAUCGAAGUGAAGGUGGACGACUGCAACAUCUGCCACUGCCACAACGGGGACUGGUGGAAGCCAGCGCAGUGCUCCAAGCGCGAGUGCCAGGGCAAGCAGGCUCUGUAGCGGCAGUCCCCCUUGCCAGCGGCACCGCCAGCCAAACAGCCAGCUGCUGCUGCUGCUGCUGCUGCCGAGGACGGCGAUGAUGACAAAGGAAUGGCUUCGAUGCUGCACAGGUGUCCGACCUCCCAUCAACUGCAACAGGGUCACCAGCAAAUCCUGCGAGGGGUUCACACAAGCAGAGAAUUUUACUCCCAGGGAAGGGCCUCCCUCUCCCCCCUCUCCUGCUGUUCCCUCGCUUCACACACUAUGUAUCCAGUAUCUAGGUAUCUACUCUGCUUUUGUAACUACCAGUGCUCGGUAGGGACGCUGUGGUCAGAUUUGGGGAGGAAAGGAGGAAAAAGCAACCCACGCAAGUUCUUGGACUGGUGAUGGCUCCAAGACACCGACUGGUUCACCGCUCUCACCUUCUACAACGUGGACUGUGGGGUUUUCCACUUUUAUUUAAGGGGGGUUUGCUACUGCGGGUUUGGGUUUUUUAAAGCCUAUUCCUAAGCUGGGAUCAUCAGGGCAACACAGCUGUGAGUGAAGCGAUGGAUCAUUCUCAUCGUGUCUAAAAAGGGGAGGGGGGGGCUGGCAAGGACAGGAGGGAGGUAGAAAUCAAAAGAGAAAGGAAAGGGUUAAAAAACCCCAACAAUCUGGAAUGUAACCUGCAGAAGGACCAGGGUAGAUGCACAGGUAUAUGACCAGACACCCCAGACACAAGCUGUAUCUGUGUUCUGCUUUCUCCACUGAGUGGGGACAAUAAAGUUGAAGACACCUACACAGUCACCGUGACCUUGAUCAGAGCAUGAGCCAGCACCAUCUGCACGGCCAGGCAGGGCUUACAAUUCAGCACUGGAACGGCACCAGGAAAGCAACAUCUUCCCUAGGCUGUGUCUAUGUGAUGCCUGGCUGGGGCAUGGGUAGUGGAGGAGAGGGAGGAGCAUCUCACCUGUGCCCAGCUCCACUUGCUCUUGGGCUGAGCAGCUGCCGAUGUCUUGCCUGAACACUGCUUUGCUAGCACUGCUUCUGCUCUUGCUGGAGCCAAGGGCAUUGCUCCUUGACUCCAAUGAUAGCAGGACUCAGCUGCCAAGAGUUAAAAUAUCUGAUCCUCUUGCUUUGCCCGUUGGCCUUAGGGAGGUUUCCAGACACGUCUCAUCAAUGUGCUGGCACUAAACUAUCUCAGCUGGCAGGUAAGGCCCUUUACUGCAGCGUGAGGGAGCUGCCCUGGCUCUCUUCUAUCCCAGGGAACAUCCACACUGCUGGGGAUACAGCAAGUGAGGGUGCACAGGGGCACUGAGAAUGGACUGGCCAUGUCCACAGGAAUCAGAUCUUGGUGAAGUUUUUCUCUAGAAAAUGGCUAAAUGCCUGCCUGCUGAGAGGACAAGUCCCUGUGGUCCCCACCAGCAGCUGAGGGUCCCCUUGGGUUUUUUUUGGCACCUCUUCCUUUCUCAGGCUGCACCUUCCAAGUGAUACUGUGAGAUUAAAAACACUAAUGUAAUUUCCCUGCUCUGCCCUGCCCAGGUGAGCACGGGAACCUUUCCAAUCAUCAUCCACACUUGGUUUGCUGCUGUUCAGUCAUGAUCGUGAGGAUGACGAUGCUCGUUUUGUUCAGGCAUCGGCCUAGUGGCUGCUCUUAACAGCAAUGGCAGCAAAUCCUGCUUACAGCAUCCUCCGAGGGAGUGGCAUGGUCAGGCUCAGUUUAUGCACACUGUUGCCUUUACAUUUUUCUUUCUUCCCUGCUUUCAUGGUUUAGGGGAGGGCAGGGGUCAGGGUGAGCACUAGUGCAGUGAUUGCUGUGCUUUGGCUGGCACUGCCUUCCUGCAGGUUGAACUAGUGCCGUUACAGAAGUCAUCACCACAUUUCUUUGUAAGCUGCUGCCUGUCAAUGCCUAUCCAGUUUCAAACUCUUCAAACAAUAGUGUGCCUGAAACUAGUGAGAAAAAAAAAAUCUGUAAAAAAUGGGGAGGGGUCUAGAAACAAUAUUUGAUGUGUAAAAGACUAUAUUAUUAAAAAAAAUAUUUUGUUAAAUAUAAAGUGUGUGAAACAGCAAAA
This is a messenger RNA of Pogoniulus pusillus (Red-fronted tinkerbird), 3457 nucleotides long. It is a transcript of the gene VWC2L, whose product is annotated as von Willebrand factor C domain containing 2 like. Gene Ontology annotation, biological process: negative regulation of BMP signaling pathway. Bases 738 to 1427 code for a protein of 229 amino acids. The transcript has 4 exons. The record is from RefSeq and is a predicted model, not a curated record. Gene Ontology annotation, molecular function: protein binding. Gene Ontology annotation, cellular component: AMPA glutamate receptor complex. Lineage: Eukaryota; Metazoa; Chordata; Aves; Piciformes; Lybiidae.